Messenger RNA from Suillus subaureus, 1572 nucleotides. RefSeq names its product Ima1 N-terminal domain-containing protein. Gene Ontology annotation, biological process: nuclear inner membrane organization. Gene Ontology annotation, cellular component: microtubule organizing center attachment site; chromosome, centromeric core domain; nuclear inner membrane. The transcript has 6 exons. The record is from RefSeq and is a predicted model, not a curated record. Bases 1 to 1572 code for a protein of 523 amino acids. NCBI's taxonomy places the organism in Eukaryota, Fungi, Basidiomycota, Agaricomycetes, Boletales, Suillaceae.
AUGGCACCUCUCUUUCGUCACACUAGCAGUACAAUCUGCUUUUUCUGUAGGUCUACCAUAAAACCUGCACCCCCAGAUCAAAGAUCCUUCCGCUGUCCGCACUGUGACUGUUGGAACCGCUAUGACGCGAACGGCGACAUCAUGUCAGAUGAACCUGCCAUGCACGACGAAUCCCUGAACUCAAAGUCUUUUGCAAAGCGAGCUUCUCCCAGCAAGGACCGCUUGCCGUCCAUGUACGGAACCGGUCAGUUCUGUCAUACGUGCCAGACAAACCAAAUGCUCUUGGUCAACCUUCUCUCAAACUACCUACCGCCACCACAUCAUCCGGACUAUGCGCAGCGUUUGGAGAAACUUCCGGAAUAUCGUGAAUCGUUGCAUGUCCGAUAUCCUCCGGUGUGUGCCAACUGUAUGCCUGCUGUCGAAGAGGAGAUCCGGAAGAAGGAUCAUAUGGCUCGGACAAAGGCGCUGGGCGGAUGGUUAAAUGACAGCAGAGGCAAGGAGAAGCAGAGGCAAGUUACGGGAUCCAGUAGGGAAAGAGAAAAACUUCAGACUCAUUUGUUUCUGUGGAGACUGAGAGGGUUUCUAUGGUUUAUGACGUUAGUGGUAGCUGUUGUCGUUCACUCAUCUGGUGCGCCAACACAUUCUCACAGUCAUGUGCAACAGGUCCUUCCUCUUAUUGCUCUAUGUAGUUUAUUUUGGACUGCAUGGGACCCGACAUACUACUCCUUCCGGAAGGCACGAAUACAAGGUCGCGAUCUUCGCGUUCAUGGCAAGAAACAUUAUAUUAUUUUGCAAAUGACCGCAUGGUUCUCCAGAUUGCUAUCAUCUAUUCUUCUCGCACUAUCAUUGCACUCGCCCUCUCGGGACUACUUGCAUCUUUCGCAAUAUCCGGCAUCAUCACGAACGCAUUACUAUUGCCUAAUAUCACUCAUCGUUGAAGCACUCAUUUGCGCUACCUCAUUCGUCGCGCUGCGCGUACAGAAACCUCCGCCAAUUCGUUUAAUUGAUACCUCUAGCCACCAGCAUCCAGCCACCUCUGCUCAUCCCACACCUGAGUUUUCCCCUCGUCCAUCACCCGCACCCCAUACGCGAACUGCUAGCGAACCAGACCUCCUUGCAUCCCUCUCACUCUCAUCAAAUCCUAUAAUGUCCCCCAGUAACCCGAUAUUCGGCCUUCCUUCUCUCAUGGUAUCCAACUCAACAUACACGGGCUCUCAAAAUAAGGAUGAAGACGAGGAUGACGAUGCUAUGGACUGGACCCCUACGGUUCCUUCGCCUGCAAAGCCGAGGAAGAUCCUUAAUGACGAUGAUGAUGGUUCGUGGGUCAAGCCACAGCGCUUCUUCCCUCCAGAACGGCCGACGGGCCUGGAGUCCUUGUUCGCAAGUACCAAAUUGGACGAUAGAGAUCACAAGCCUUCGUCUGCUGCACACCCCACUCAUACACGGGCUACCCUACGUAUGUUUGCGGUGCGCUGGUGGCGCGCAGGCGCCACGUUGAUCCUCAUCCCUCUUGCAGCUUUAGGGUUCAACUUCUGGCAAGGAGUGCAAACGGCACGAGAGAAAUUGACUUAA